Messenger RNA from Plasmodium berghei ANKA, 5994 nucleotides. Its product is annotated as conserved Plasmodium protein, unknown function. Gene Ontology annotation, molecular function: gamma-tubulin binding; RNA-directed RNA polymerase activity. The coding region runs from base 1 to 5994 and encodes 1997 amino acids. Gene Ontology annotation, biological process: viral RNA genome replication; regulation of microtubule cytoskeleton organization; cilium assembly. NCBI's taxonomy places the organism in Eukaryota, Apicomplexa, Aconoidasida, Haemosporida, Plasmodiidae. The record is from RefSeq and is a predicted model, not a curated record. The transcript has 5 exons. Gene Ontology annotation, cellular component: centrosome.
AUGAGUGAUGAUGAGUUUUUUCAAGAUAAAUAUAGUAAUUCAUUACAAUACAUUAAAUGUAAAACUAGUACAAAAAUAGAUGAUAUAUUAAAAAGAAGAAAAGACAAAAAAAUAAAAGCAGAGCAUGGUGAAUUAAAAGGUAGUAUAAAUGGGGGAUCCUUUGUUGGAAUUGAAAAAAUAAAAAGUGAAGAAAAAUAUAAUGAUCAAAAUAAAGGUAUAUAUAAAUUUAAUAGUAAUAGCACUAAUAAAAAAAGUACCAUUGAUAGUAGUUACGACAAUUAUUUAGAAGAUGACUAUAUAAAUGAAGAUAAAAAUUUAAACUCGUUUAAUAGUUUAUGCAUAAAUAGCAAACUUGAUUAUUCGAAUAUUCUCAAUAGGAAGUCACUAGAAAAAAAAAAAUUUCGUAAUAAUAAUGAUGAUGAAGAUAGUGAUAAUAGUGAUGAAUAUGAUUUAUAUGGGUUUAAAAAUAUUCGAAGAUAUUCUAAAGAAUGUUCUUUUAAUGCACAUGAUAAAAUAAAAGAUAAUACAGAAAAAAAAUAUUCUUUAGACAAAUAUAACACCAUAGAUAAUAUCGGGCAAAUAGCACCAAUUAAUAGUAUAUCUGGUGAUAAUAUUUUAAAACGAGGUAUAAAAACAUGUACUAACAUUUCGGAAUAUAAUUCUAUGAAUAAUAAAAUUGAAGUAAAUGCAACAUCGUUAGAAAAUGUGAACAAAUAUGAAAAUGAUAAAUAUAAUAAUAUGGAAUAUAAAAAUGAUGAUUACGUGAAAAUAAAUACUAACGAUUCUGAAAUACAUCAGAGAAAAGAAAAAAACAUUUAUAAAAGCCCUAGCACAGAUGCUAUUUUAUCUCGAAUUAAAAGUGAUGAUAAUGAUAAUUUAUGUGAUAAUAAAGAUGACAUAUAUGCAAAUAUGACGGAUUUAAAUAAAAUGUAUAUGCAAGAUGGAGAUAUGAAAAAAUUGUAUACACAAGAUGGAAAUAUAAACAAAACCCCUACGAAAACAUUUUCAAAAAGCUAUUUUGAAUAUCUAAAAUUUGAGACAGCUGGUAAAAUGAACAUAAGUGAGUUAGAAACUCCAUUAAAUUUAAAAGAUGAUAAAGAGGAUUAUAGUGGAAAUACUCCAUUUAUAGCUUAUUAUUUAGCAGGACAAACAGAAAAUAAAAGUUUAAAUGGUGAAGAGGACAAUUUGGAAAAUAAAAUAUCGAGUUUUAAUAAGGAGAUUGAUAAGGAUUAUUCGAAGGAAAAAUAUUAUGAACCUUUCAAUUUUGAUAUUAACUCAAAAGAGAAAAGUGAUGAGCCAGAACCUGAAGAAGUAGAACGUAUAGAAAUCGAAGAAAACACAUUUAAUAUUAUAAAGAAUAAUAGCUUCUCAAAAAAGAGAUGCCAUUCUUUUAGUAAUAAUAACAUAAUAGAUAUUAAUCAAAUGAAUACAAAUGAUAAUAAAGAUGAGUUAGACAUUUUUAGAAGAGUUAGUGUUACUUCUAAAAAGUAUAAUUUUAUAAAAACUGAAGAAGAGUAUAAUGAUAUGCUCAAAGAGCGUGAUUUUAAAUUGAGUAUCAAUAAAAUUGGGUCUAGAAAAAGUACGAAUAAUGCAAAUGGUUUGGAUAUUUUAGAAAAAGUUAAUACUGAGAAAAAUAUAAAUAAUAAUGAUGUAAGUUUUACAGAUAAAAUAUUUUCGUGUAACAAUUUUAAUAUAAUGAAUACGGAUACAUUUAAAGAUAACCUUUUUAAAGAAUCGAAAUAUAGCAAGUUAGAUCAUAAUGAAAUAAAUUUUGAAAAAUAUAAAGGUGAUAUGUUAUAUUAUAGUAUAAAUGAUAAAAAUGGUAUAAACGAAAAUGAGAAUAAUGGAUUAAGUAAAAAUAUAACCUUUUUUAAUACAAAUGAGGAUAAUUAUGACCAAAUAGAUAGAAUAGAUACAAUACCAUUAAAUAAAAGACUUUCUAUGUAUGGGAAAAGUUAUGAUGAUAUAAUCAAUGAAAGGGAUAUAAAUAAUAAUAAUAAUAAUAAUGUUUAUAAUAAUCCUAAUAAUUUGGGUAGUAUGAAAUAUAUUCCAAAUAGCUCGCUAAUGAUAAACCAAUGGGAAUUUAAGGAUGGUGAUAUAAAUAACAUUCCUAUUAAUCGAAGUAAAAGUUACGCUAAUAUAAUUGGAAGGAACCCAAGUGCUGAUAUAUAUAAAAAUACAAAUAAUAUAAAUUAUAAUAAUAAAUUUAUGUCAAUUAAUGAUUUUAAAAGUGGUUAUCAAAUUGGUGAUACAGAAGGAGAGAAUAUAAAUUUUAGAAAUUCAUCAUAUGAAAGUAAAAUAAGAAAUAUUGAAAAAUACAUUAAUGAUAAUAAAAACAAUGCAAUUAGAAAAUCGAAUUAUACAAAUAAGUAUAUGACAACACAUGAUAAUAAUACAUUUGGAGGAAAUAUGAUAAAUAAAAUGAGUACUAACAAUUUUCAUACAGACAAUCCAAAUCUUCUAAUAAACAAUAUAAAUAAUCGCAAUAUGGGGAGCAGUGUUAAAGGGGACAAUACUAACAAAGUAGAAAAUUACGAACAAAACGCAUCAGAACGAUUUUUCAAACAAAAUGAUAUUACGAAUUAUUCCCCUGGAAAUGGUGAUGAGAAUAAUUCAAAAGUGAUGAAUCUUAUGGAAAAGAAUAACACAUUUAACAAAUCUAUUAUUGUAGAUAACGAUAGCUUUAUCCCUUUAAAUAAAUAUAUUGCAAAUAGACUAAGUGAAACUGCCGAUUUUGGCUAUAAGGAAAGCCCUUAUAUGGAAGAAUCAAAAAGCGAUGAACAUAACAAAAAUUUUGGUAUUCAUACCUUGGGAAAUAAUGAUAUUAAUAAUAAUAACGAAAAUAAUAAUGAAUAUAAUCAUGAUAUUACAAAAAAAUAUUGGGUUGAUGUUAUGAAAAAAAGCUUUGAUAAUAUCGAUGUGAACGAAAUAAAAAAUAAAAUUUUAAACGAUUAUGCUAAGGUGAAUAAUAAUAUUAGUGAAAAUAAAUCGAACAUGGAUAUUGGAAAAAAAAAUUCAUUUUGUAAAGACCCAAAUGAAGAUACAUUAGCUAAAUAUAUACAUGAACAAAUUAAGGGUAGCAUAAAUGAAGUAAUUGAAAAAAUAUUAAGUCAUAAAGAAAUAAAUUUUGAGAUAAGUGGAGAAAAAAAUAAUAUAAUAAAAAAAAAAACGGGGCAUUUCAAUGGUAGCAUGUUAUCGACUCAGGUUAACAAUUAUUUGGAAAUUGGCGAUGUUAAGAAGGAAGAGGGGCAUUAUCGAAACAAUUCUAAGAUUAACGAUAAUGAUAAUAUGAAUACUAGUGUAUCUAUUAAUAACAAUAAUAUAGACAAUGUGCCAUUAAAGUAUGAUUUUAAAAAUGAAGGAAAAAACGAAGAAAUUGAGAAAAAAGAAAUUCAAACAGCGUCGAAUGAAGGGAAAAUGGAUGAUGGAAAACUGGAAACAACAGAAAUAAAUAAUGAAAUGAUAAUUUUAGAAGAAGAAGAUAUUGAAGAGUUGUAUAAACUAAAUAAACAUUUAAAAAUGAGUAAUACUCAAAAAAUAAUUGAGAUAAAAAAAGAUGAUUGUAAUAAAAAAAAACAAAUAAAAUGGAAAGAUCUAUUAUCUAAUUUUAUAAAUGUAAUUUAUUAUUUAAUUAAUGACAAUAAUAAAAAAACAAAUAAAAUGAAUAAUUUGUUAAGUGAUAUAAACAAUAUUAGCGAAUUUGAAAAAAAAAUUGAUAAUUUAAAUAAAGAAAAUAAAAAAUUAAAACUUGAAAUUGUGCAUAAAAAUGACGAAAUUAAAAAACAUAAUUAUAAGGAACGAAUAAAUUUGAAUAAUAAAAUAAGCGAUUUGUCUAAAAAAAAUAUAAAUUAUGAAAAAGAAAUUAAUAUAUAUAAAAAUAAAAUCGCUACAUUAAACAAUAAACUCAUAAAUAAAGACAACGAAAUCGAUCAAUUAAAAAAACAAUAUCAAAUUAUUUUAGAUGAAAUAGAGAAUUGUAAAAAGGAUGCUAAAGAUAUUAUCAAACAAGUGCUAAAUAAAAAACAUACAAAUUUUAUAGAUAAGCAAUGUUUAGAUAUUUCAAAAUAUUAUAAUAUUCAAAUGAAUGGAUUAAAGAAGGAAAUUAAAAAUUUAAAAGACCUUAUUAAAAAUGAAGCAAAAGAAAAAAUAUUGUUAAAUAAAAAAUUAAAUGAAUUGAUUCAGUCAAACAAAGAUAUUGGAAGUAAUGCUGACAAAAAUGAUUUCAUUGAAACAGCGAUAUAUGAAGGAGAUGAUCAUGAUAAUAAAUAUGAUAAGAAAAAAAGUAGUAAUGAUAAUAUGGCAAAAGAGCAUACUAAAUUAUCCAAAAUUAAGAAAGGAGAAGAUAAAAAAAAAAAUGAAGAUAAGUAUAAAAUUAUGUAUUUUAAUUUGGUUGAAGAAAUGAAGGAGAUUAAAAAAAACAUUGAGGAUCAAAAAAUAACAAAUAUGGAACAAAAUCAAGAAAUACAAAGCCUUAAAAAUCAGGUAAAUACGUCUGAAAAAAUUUUAGAUGUAUAUCAAAAUAUUUUUAGGGAAAAUCCUAAUUUAGAUAAAAAAAUAAAUGGGGAAAAAGUAUCUGAAAAAAAUCAUACUGAUAUUUGCAAUAAUAGUUCUAUCAAUGUAAGCAAUUUUGGUAAUGGUGAUCAAUUGAAUAAUUACGAUUAUAAUAACAGUAACAAUAACGAUGAUAUCAAUUUUAUUGAUAAUUCAAAUAUACCCAAUGAAUAUUCUAAGCAAACUAUAAUUCAAACAAAUAAGUACAAACAAGAUAUAAAAUUGAUGUCGUCUAUUCAAAGAUUGGGCCUUUCUAAGGAGAAUUUAGAAAUAUCAAAGAAUGGAAUUGAAAAUACUUGUAAUAAGAAAGACAUUGGAAAAAAAAAUGAUAAUUCUAGUAUAAUUGUAUCAGCGUAUAAUGAAUACAAAAAUAACAAAUAUCCGAUGGAAGGAAAUUAUUCUUGUCACACUAACAUGUAUGAGAACCCAUACUUAAACAGUUUUGUAAAAAUGUUUAUAGAAAAUACUUCUCAUCUUGGUAUAUCAUUGAAUAAUUUUAAAAGUUUUCUUGAUAAGCCCGAAAAUGCAUACUCAGAUAAAAAGUGUAAAAAUUCAUUUGAUGAGAGCAAUAAAAUAUUAUAUAAUAAUUUAAUGGAUUAUGAAAAAGAUGAACUGAUUAAUAUGUUUGUAAAUAUUUGUAAUGAUUUAAAAACUGAUAAUAUAUUUAUUAUAGUACAAUUUGUAAAAUUUUUAUCUUUUAUUGUAUAUGAGCAAUUGCCUUUGUUUACAUCUUUUUACUGCAAUGUUGCAUCUGUAACAUCUAUGGAUUCAACAAACCCAGUAAUAUCUUUAGCCUCUAUUAUUUCAUUAAAUUCGCUCAAAUUCGAAGAAUGUAUUAAUGUUAUAAAGAAAUGGAAAGAUCAUUAUAUAAAUGCAAACAAAUAUUAUCAAUUCAGAAAAAACGUUCUAUUAAUUUUUCAAUCCGAAUUAAAAGAUCUUCGAAAAAAUCAAGUCGACUUUCGAUGUGUAGACAUUAUAAAAAAUAUGUACCAGAGGAAUAUGGAGAUAUCUAAGUUUUCAAAUGACCCUUUUGAAAAAGCAGAAUCAAUAAUAAAUAAACAAUCGAAGGAAAUUAUAAGUAAAAUUAUCAAAGCAUAUAUGAACCUUUAUAAAAUCGAAAAGAUAAAUCAAAUUAUACCGCAUAUGAAUACCAUGAAUUCAAAGAUUAAGACACAAUCGUAUUUUAUAAAAUCCAUAUCCUCAUGUUUAAAUUUAAAUAAAUCGGAUAGUUUUCAAGAGAUUGGAAAUCAGAUAAAGGAAUUAACAACCAUUCGCGUGAUCAACGAAAAAAUAAAAAACAGAAUCAACAUGGAUCAAAUUGAUGAAUAUAUUGCUGCCUAUACAAUUAUGGGGACCCUAAAAAAGUACCUAAACAUUACACAUACAAAGGACCUAUUACCAUCUAUAUCUAAAAUUAUCCAAAAAAAUAAAUCAACCUUAUAA